UCUUUGCAACCCUGCUUACACACACACACACACCGCGUGCUGAAGAAGUUAAAACAAGCACCAUUUUCAGAAACACAAGAUACCUCGGUGGCAAAAUUAUAGACAUUUUCACACACCUGAAGAAACAAAGCACUUAAUUUGAGUUGAAUCUUGAGUCACAGUCAGAGUCAGAGUCAUAUCUAUGAUGGAUGAAGAAGAAGCAUUGCAGAGGAUCAUGGUGGUAAGAGAAGCCUUCAUGGUUUCACCAGCUGGUGAUAGCAAACCAACUCUGAGAAAUGCCCGUUUUUUGAAUCCCAUCAUUUCUUCGGAUGCAAAAUCCACUGAUCAUCAUGUUUCGGAUUCUAAUUCUAAGGCUCUUUCAUCUUCUUUCUCCGCUGUUCCACCAGUUUUCGAACCCAAGAACUGGCCUAUGAAAAUUGAAACCCUAUGGUGGCGUUCCCCACCAAAAAAAUGGGUUCAUUGGUUGGAUACCCUUUAUCCAAAAUAUGCUUCAAUGUGGAAGAAAGUUGGCAUCCUUGAUGCUCUAAUGAGCACAAAGUGUAACAUACUCAAAACAAACUCAUCAAUGGAGCUUUAUGUUGGGGUUGCUGAGAAAUGGUGUCCUGAGACCAACACUUUUGUGUUUCCAUGGGGUGAAGCUACAAUCACCUUGGAGGACGUCAUGGUUUUGGGGGGUUACCCUGUUAUUGGUGGCCCCGGUUUUACUGCUCGUAAGGACGAGGAAAUGAAGUAUAUUGAAGAGAAAUUGAUUUCCGGAAGAAAAGAAGCUGGAAGGAGCAAACAGAAUAAAGCUUCCAUGUCUGCUUGGAUGGGUGUUUUCAUGGAUAGUGGGAAGGAGAUUGAACAUGAAGCGUUUCUUGCUGCUUGGUUAUCAACUUUUGUUUUUCCUAAUGGAGAUUUGAUAGCAAAGAGCGUGUUCCGUAUAGCCAUUCAACUAGCUAGAGGGGUUUCGAUUGCGUUGGCGCCGGCGGUUCUGGCGAGUAUUUACAGGGAUUUGGACUUGUUGAAGAAAGCAAUUGUUGGAGUGAAAGAAAACAAGGUUGUCGAGAAGGAUGUAAAAUUACAAGUUACCCUCCGAUCACCGUUUCAUUUGGUUCAGGUUUGGGUGUGGGAGAGAUUCAAGAACUUGCAACCGCCGCAACCGAAGGUGAUCAAAAGUGGAGAACCUAUAGUCACAAGGUGGCAUGAGGUUAAGCCUGCGAAAUUGGAGAAUGUGAGAGCGGCAUUGAACUCAUCCGUGGAUCAUUUUCUUUGGAGGCCAUAUGCAAGACUUGCUAGUGGUAAGUACAAAGUUUUCUAUCCUGAGCAUGAGAAAUGGAUACAAUUAGGCAAAGAUUCAGAUUCGGUUAAAGAGCUUGAAGCUUAUGCUAGUUGUUUGAGAGUUUCGGAGCUAGUUGGGUUUGGUUCUGAUAGCAUAGUAAAGCAGUACCUCCCGAAUCGCGUCGCUUUGCAGUUUGGAUUGGAUCAAGAUAUACCGGCUUGUGUGCAAAGAUUAGAUAAGAGUGAAGCUAUGGCUUGGGAAAAUUAUUGCAGGCCUAUAUCUGAAAGAAAAUUGUACUUUCCUUCUCGGUUGUUUGAGGCAGAUGUUACUUCAGGGUAUGCAGAGUGGUGGAAGAAUUCAGUGUUGUGCAAUUUCGAUCCUGCUAUUCAUAUUGCACAGCACAAAAAACGUGCAGGAUUUUCGAAUAUCGCUGCUCUACUCAAUAAAGCAAAACGAAAAACCAGUGAUGCUGAAAUUCCUGAUGUUCCUCCAGGUUUUGCACCUAAAAAUGACAGAAAAGAAGCCGAGGGAAACUGUGAUGCUGAUGUUCCAGCACAUAAGGUUCUGAAUGCUGCCAAUUCCUCUGAGGAUUGUGGUGCUACGACUCGCCAUCCGGGGAAACUAAUAAGUGACGAAGAAGGUAAGAAUUUGUCGAGCUCUGCAGCCUCUACUGCAGACUAUGGAGCUGCAGGAGAGCCAUUGCAACAGAAGGAGAAAGUUGUGAUUAUUUUGGAUGAUGACAGUGAGAGUGAACCUUCAAUGGUGGCUAUGGAGGAGGAUUUCUCAGGUGAAAAUGGGACCAGAGAACAAGAGAUGUCUUCGGAGAAGGUAAACCAUUCCGGUAAUGAAGAUGAAGGCCAUGGUUAUUCAUCUGAUUUGCACAUAAUGGUACAGGUUGAAGAAAGAAUCAGAAGACUAGAAAAUCAGCUUGCAACAGUGUAUAAAACUAGGAAGAUUAGGCACAUUUGAGAAAAUGAUUAUCCUUUUGAAAUUGACCGACUUGCUCAAUACAUGGAACCUGAUGAUAAAUUAUAAUGCACCUAGGAGCAACUUGUCGCCAUCAUUGAAGAGCCCUCGCGGAAUCCCAUGCCUUGUCGCCGCUGCCAGGACCACCACAACCUCGUUGUCGUCAAACCCACCGCGAACAAGAAUUUGUAUUUGCAAUAAGAUUGUCUUCCCCUGUUGACUUGGCUACUCUUGCAAAGAGGCUCAAUUCAAUAGCAAAAACAAGGCGUGAAGAGAAAAGAGUUAUAAGAAGAACAAGACGAAAAAUAACACUCUCAAUGGAAAAAACUAGUACUACUAAUAGUAGUAGUGAAUUUUCGAGCGGCGAUGGUGAAUUUAGUAGUGUUUGGAGUAUGUCUUCGCCAUGUGGGAGCCCUGCAAGAAUUGGUGUGGCUGAGCAAGUUACUAUGGCCAUGACAUGGAGGGAGGAGUAAUCUUGGACGCUAUCAGAGAGAAGUCAUUCAAUCGGCGAAGCAAAUCGGAGUUAUUGAAUGAAGCUAAAGUUGAUGAUUGACAAGGCCUUUUGAAUUAAAGUUUUGGGGUAUGAUCUAGAUGUGUUUUAUUUGUGAAAUAUUGUUUUAUUUUUUCUGAUCUUUUUGGUGUAUUAGAGGAAUGGACAGAACAGAACCAUCAUAAUAGUCAAGAAAUUGUGUGUCUGAUUUUCUCGCAUGAUGUAUCUAUCAGUUCAUAAA
This is a messenger RNA of Arachis duranensis, 2958 nucleotides long. RefSeq lists its product as uncharacterized. The transcript is spliced from 2 exons. The record is from RefSeq and is a predicted model, not a curated record. The coding region runs from base 182 to 2230 and encodes 682 amino acids. Gene Ontology annotation, biological process: meristem development; meristem maintenance. Lineage: Eukaryota; Viridiplantae; Streptophyta; Magnoliopsida; Fabales; Fabaceae.